Pleuronectes platessa (European plaice) is the source of this 586-nucleotide messenger RNA. RefSeq names its product vasoactive intestinal peptide (gene vip). The record is from RefSeq and is a predicted model, not a curated record. The coding region runs from base 128 to 586 and encodes 152 amino acids. NCBI's taxonomy places the organism in Eukaryota, Metazoa, Chordata, Actinopteri, Pleuronectiformes, Pleuronectidae. Gene Ontology annotation, biological process: positive regulation of epinephrine secretion; negative regulation of smooth muscle cell proliferation; negative regulation of potassium ion transport. Gene Ontology annotation, molecular function: neuropeptide hormone activity; peptide hormone receptor binding. The transcript has 6 exons. Gene Ontology annotation, cellular component: extracellular region; neuron projection; perikaryon.
AAAAUAGGCGCGGAGCCACAGACCGAGCAGAAGGAGACAGUCAGGAAACGUCGGAUCAUCAGUGGACAUACAGUGAGAUCAGGACUUUGGAGGAAGAGCCAAACGCAGACAACUUUCUCCAGAGCACAUGUGUAAAGCGAUGUUACAACGGACCGGCCCCCAGCUGCUUCUCCUAAUAGCCCUAUGCAGUGUGUUGUACUCCCGGACUCUGAGUCUGCCAUACACAUCCAUGAGACCGACGAGACACGCAGACGGUCUGUUCACCAGCGGAUACAGCAAGCUCCUGGGGCAGCUCUCAGCGCGGAGGUACCUGGAGUCUCUGAUCGGGAAGCGGGUCAGUGACGAGCUGAUGGAGGAGCCAGUCAAGCGUCACUCAGACGCCAUCUUUACAGACAACUACAGCCGCUUCCGCAAACAGAUGGCCGUCAAGAAAUACCUGAACUCAGUCUUAACGGGGAAGAGAAGCCUGGAGGACCCUGGAGCCAGCGACGUGGAAGAGUCCAGGGACGAACCCAACACCUUCCAGGAGAGCUACGACGACAUCAAUGUAGAUCACCUCCUAAACAACUUUCAACUGCCACUUUGA